UACCAGGCUCCGCCCCUCAGGCGCUCCCGCUGGCGGAGGACGGUGGCCGCGAGGGUCCGUUUCGCGCUCUCCCAUGGCGGAGCGGGAGGAUGUCGCUGGUGCUGGGGCUGCUGUCGCACACGCUGAGCAGGGUGCUGCGGUACUCCGGGCUGCGUAGGGGCUGCCAUGCCCCCCGGAGCCACGCCAUGGAGCAGGACAAGGCGCUCGAGGUUUACGAUAUAAUCCGUACUAUCCGGGACCCGGAGAAGCCGAAUACUUUGGAAGAACUGGAAGUGGUAACAGAAAACUGUGUUGAAGUGCAGGAGAUAGGAGAAGACGAGUAUCUGGUUAUCAUCAGGUUUACACCAACAGUACCUCAUUGCUCUUUGGCUACUCUCAUUGGCCUUUGUUUAAGAAUAAAACUUCAGAGAUGUUUGCCUUUUAGACAUAAGCUGGAAAUCUACAUAACUGAAGGUACACAUUCCACUGAAGAAGACAUCAACAAGCAAAUCAAUGACAAGGAGAGAGUAGCAGCUGCGAUGGAGAACCCGAACUUGCGUGAAAUCGUGGAGCAGUGUGUCACAGAGCCUGACUAGCAGCCGGGGCAGCCACACUUACCAUUUUGAUACAUUUCUUAAAGUAUCUUUGUUAAAAAAAAGGAGGAAAUAAUAAUAAUCAAGGCCUUGAGUUUAAUACUUGAGUUCUUUUUAUCUUCCACGUUUUUUUAAAAGGAAUUGUUUAUAAGAUAGAUUUAAAUUAUGACAAAUUAGUCUUUGGAAUAGUGAAGUGUAUAGUGUUCAGAACUGUGAUUUCUGGUGUCCAGAGAAGUAUUUUGUGAUUAAAAACAGAGCAACACACAGGCGUUGCCUUCUGACAGACAUUGUGAUAUAAAUGCAGUUUUGAGAGGGGAAUUUCUACGUUGUUUCAAUCACUGCACUGUAAAAAUAAAAGAGAUUCUUGUACUGA
Messenger RNA from Pezoporus flaviventris, 945 nucleotides. It is a transcript of the gene CIAO2A, whose product is annotated as cytosolic iron-sulfur assembly component 2A. The record is from RefSeq and is a predicted model, not a curated record. The transcript has 5 exons. The coding region runs from base 90 to 575 and encodes 161 amino acids. NCBI's taxonomy places the organism in Eukaryota, Metazoa, Chordata, Aves, Psittaciformes, Psittacidae.